GGCGAGCGGGGGCGGGGCCUCGCGCCGUCUUGGGGCUGCUCUCAGGGUCCGACCCGCGCUGGAGCUGCGGACGCCCGUCGCCGCCGCUGCCGCUGCCGCUGCCGCCGCCGCCGUUUCGACCCGGGCCGCCACCGCCGCUGCGUGUCGCCACCAUGAACCAAGACCUUCGCAGGGAGCGGGCAGCCGCCAGCUUCAACCCGGAGCUGCUCACUCACGUCCUGGACGGCAGCCCCGAGAACACCCGGCGCCGCCGAGAGAUCGAGAACCUGAUCCUGAAUGACCCAGACUUCCAGCACGAGGACUUGAAUUUCCUCACUCGCAGCCAGCGUUACGAGGUGGCUGUUAGGAAGAGUGCCAACAUGGUGAAGAAGAUGAGGGAGUUUGGCAUCGCGGACCCAGAGGAAAUCAUGUGGUUUAAAAAUUUUGUGCACCGAGGGCGGCCUGAGCCUCUGGAUCUCCACUUGGGCAUGUUCUUGCCUACUUUACUUCACCAGGCAACCGCGGAGCAGCAGGAACGCUUCUUCAUGCCCGCCUGGAACUUGGAGAUCAUUGGCACUUAUGCCCAGACAGAGAUGGGCCAUGGAACUCAUCUCCGAGGCUUGGAAACCACAGCCACUUACGAUCCUGAAACUCAGGAGUUCAUUCUCAACAGCCCUACUGUGACCUCCAUCAAGUGGUGGCCUGGUGGACUUGGGAAGACUUCAAAUCAUGCAAUAGUUCUUGCCCAACUCAUCACUGAGGGGAAAUGCUACGGAUUACAUGCCUUCAUCGUACCUAUUCGUGAAAUUGGGACCCAUAAGCCUUUGCCAGGUAUUACCGUGGGAGAUAUCGGCCCCAAAUUUGGCUAUGAUGAGAUGGAUAAUGGCUACCUGAAGAUGGACAAUUAUCGUAUUCCCAGAGAAAACAUGCUGAUGAAGUAUGCCCAGGUGAAGCCUGAUGGCACGUACGUGAAACCUGUGAGUAACAAGCUGACCUACGGGACCAUGGUGUUUGUCAGGUCCUUCCUUGUAGGAGAAGCCGCUCGGUCUCUGUCCAAGGCUUGCACCAUUGCCAUCCGGUACAGCGCUGUGAGGCACCAGUCCGAAAUCAAGCCAGGUGAACCAGAACCACAGAUUUUGGAUUUUCAGACCCAGCAGUAUAAACUCUUCCCACUCCUGGCCACUGCCUAUGCCUUCCAGUUUGUAGGUGCGUACAUGAAGGAGACCUACCAUCGAAUUAAUGAGGACAUUGGCCAAGGGGAUCUGAGUGAACUGCCUGAGCCCGUGCAUCCCCUCCAGCUCCACGCCCUCACUGCCGGCCUGAAGGCUUUCACCUCCUGGACAACUAAUGCUGCUCUCGAAGCCUGUCGGAUGGCGUGUGGCGGACACGGCUAUUCUCACUGCAGUGGCCUUCCAAAUAUCUAUGUCACUUUCACCCCCACCUGCACCUUUGAGGGAGAGAACACAGUCAUGAUGCUGCAGACGGCUAGGUUCCUGAUGAAAAGUUACGACCAAGUGCACGCAGGGAAGUUGGUGUGCGGCAUCGUGUCCUACUUGAAUGGCCUGCCCACUCAGCGCAUCCAGCCGCAGCAGGUAGCAGUGUGGCCAGCUGUGGUGGACAUCGACAGCCCCGACAGCCUAACGGAAGCAUACAAACUUCGUGCGGCCAGAUUGGUGGAAGUUGCUGCAAAAAACCUUCAAAAUGAAGUGAUUCACAGAAAAAGCAAGGAGGUAGCAUGGAACCUAACUUCCGUUGACCUUGUUCGAGCAAGCGAGGCACAUUGCCACUAUGUGGUAGUUAAGCUCUUUUCAGAAAAACUCCUCAAAAUUGAAGAUAAAUCUGUCCACGCUGUCUUAAGGAAUUUGUGUCUCUUGUAUUGUCUGUAUGGAAUCAGUCAGAAGGCAGGGGAUUUUCUUCAGGGAGGUAUCAUGACAGAGUCUCAGAUUACCCAAGUAAAUCAGCGCAUAAAGGAGUUGCUGAUUGCAAUUCGCCCAGAUGCUGUUGCUUUGGUGGAUGCGUUUGAUUUUCAAGAUGUGACACUCGGCUCUGUGCUUGGCCGUUAUGAUGGGAAUGUGUAUGAGAAUUUGUUUGAGUGGGCCAAGAAAUCCCCACUGAACAAAUCAGAGGUCCAUGCGUCUUACUUCAAGUACCUGAAACCACUGCAGUCCAAGCUCUGAAGGGUCGUGGGGACAAGUGCAAUUCGCUCCAGAAUGAGCUGGACUCGACAUCCCUUACACUUGUCACACAAAGCUGCUUGGGAUCUUGACCAAACUCAGAGAGCUAUAGAGCAAAUGAUAAAUUGAGCCCUUUCCUCUUUUUAUAAAUGAAGAAAAAAAUGAACAGAUUUCAGAGAUUAAAUGAAAAAAACGGAUGUGUUUUAAGUGCCAUUAACACUGCACGAGGCCUGUUGGGCAUCAGAAAGAGCUUUAAGAGAUGCAGCAUGACUUCGAUCUGUGGUGCUGCUGACCCCAGUAGGCCAUGACCUCGGAUAAUUCGUAGAAUGUAACUACUAAGUAGUUAGUUAUUUUCACCUCUUAAUUGCUCAUCACUGGAUCUGUAAGUGUUUUUAAGCAAAGGUAUUUUUUAAGUGGGGUCAAGCCCUUCCCACCUUUUUGCUAAAUGUUCUUCUGCUCCUGCCAUGGGCCCUGGCCAAGAAACAGGACUGAAGAGAAGGGAUUCGGGGAAAGAAACAAAUCAGGAAACUUAGCGUGAGUGAAAUGUGUGCCUGACACAUUGACAUGACUUCCGCCCGCUUGCCCCUCUUUGCCGACCUGUUGUUACCACCUAACUACUCGCGGCAGCAUCUUCCCGGCACAAGGGGAACGCCAGCGCAGGGCUAGCAAAGGAUCACAGUCCCGUGUCGUUAGGAAUUAAUCUUCCAUUCGAGGGAUCCCUAAAUCAUCGGUGUGGUAGCACAGCAACUCACUUUGUCCCAAAACUUCCUGGGAAGGGGCAAAAUGCAAAAUCAUCUCUGCAUUUGACACUUGGCAACUGAUGGCACCUCCAUCAGUGGUGAUUCAUCUCCCUCCCCCUUGCCCUGUCCUGGAAGAGAUGCUGAGAAACAAGAAGGGGUCACAGUUCCUUUGUAGUAGAAUGCAUACAGGGAGAGCUCUCUUAGUUGCAGUUACUGUGACUGUGGUGUCCCUACCAACUGGUUUUUCUGGAACAAUCCAGAUUUUCUAUGUUCUGCCAUUUGUCAUAAGCCGUUACAGUGCUUGGAGCUCACAGUGUCUGGCCGUACAAAGGUAGAAGCAUCACUCAGGCUACCUCUUCUGCCCAGGAGUACCACAGAAAACUCCUUUGACAAACCAUGUCUUCUGGUUUUUGGAUAUAAGUCAUUGAAUCAAUAUAAUCAUCGAAACUAUGGCUAAAGGAUAAAUGCAAGUUCCAUAGAAUCACUUUCCUAUUGUACACUGGCUUUAUUUUCAGUUUUUUUCUAGGAGCUUGAUCUGAAUUGUGACAUUGUCCUUUGAGCUGAAAUCUAAUUUACAAAAUCAUUCUACAUUUAAAGGUUAAACAUGUACUUCCUAAUGAAGGUUUUUCGUAAAAUCGAUGUAAAACAGCAUCACUUGAUUUUUUUUUUUUCUAAGAUUUUAUUUAUUUAUUUGACAGAGAGAGACCGUGAGGGGGGAACACAAGUCGGGGGAGUGCGAGAGGGAGAAACAGGCUUCCCGCUGAGCAGGGAGCCCAGUGUCGAGCUCGAUCCCAGGACCCUGGGAUCAUGACCUGAGCCGAAGGCAGACGCUUAACAAUUGAGUCACCCAGGUGCCCCAUGAUUUUUUUUUAAUAACCUGUUAACUGUAUCUGUGACAUCUGUCUCAUGAAACCAGUUGUUCUAGAAUCAGUCUUGAGAACGUAGUAUAAUUCAGGCGAAAUGUCAUCCCUACCUUGGGACCCAACAUAAAAUCUAUCCCAGUGAAACCAGUUAUAUGAGACUUUUCAUUGCCAGCAGAAAUCCUUCCACCAAGAGAGCUGACUGGGAAUUGUUUUAAGAUUGAAGUAACAAGCACUGUGUUAAUUUCUUUGGGAUAUAUCUUGACAAUAGUUCAGAUUCUUGGAAAUAACAGUAAAUCGCUUAAUAUUUUUUUUUUUUUUUUAAAGAUUUUAUUUAUUUAUUUGAGAGAGAGAGAAUGAGAGAGAGCACAUGAGAGGGGGGAGGGUCCGAGGGAGAAGCAGGCUCCCCGCCGAGCAGGGAGCCCGAUGCGGGACUCGAUCCCGGGACUCCAGGAUCAUGACCUGAGCCGAAGGCAGUCGCUUAACCAACUGAGCCACCCAGGCGCCCAGUAAAUCGCUUAAUAUUGACCUGUUAAAUGUAGAAUUGCUUCAAAACUAGUGGUUAAAUACCUUAUUCGCAGAUGAACAUCUGUAGUUGGGAUCUGAAUGUGUUUGAAUUAACACCCACCUAAUCCCGCUGCAUAGAUCUGGGAUCUCUCUAGGCAGGUUUGAGCAAGUUGUAGACACUACAGAGCCACCUUCAGUCCAGCACCUUGAGUAUUAUUUAAAAGCGAAAUCUGAUAUUUGAUACUGUUUUUAUUAACAUUGGGAUUUUUGUCUUGUACUUUAUUCACCAUAACCUAAGAAUAUAGUAAAACCUCCCUAAUUUGUACUAUCACGAGGAAAAGAGAAUGCCACAUAAUUAAAAAGUCUAAGCUACGAAGAAUUUUAAGGUCCAGGUUUAUGACGUUAUCAGGUGCAGGUAACACUAAAAUAAAGCACGCCCUCCCCAGUGGAGGAAUGCAUGUUUGUCGGCAGCGGCAGAUCCAGUUUGCACUCCCAAAGAAGCCAGGUCUAUGCUACAGAUAAGUUUGGUUCUUUUGUGAGCCAUUUUCACCAAAAGUACAAAGAUAAAUUUAAACCUACUCUUCUCUAAAAUGAUAAAUGCUAAGAGAAUGAGAUUUUUCUAUUAGAUACUGAUAGAAGCCUUUUUUUUUUUUUUAAGUACUAUGAACAAGGAACUCAAAAUUGGAAUUUUGAGGCUUAAUAGGAUUUUGCUAUUGGAGGAAGGUUGAUUCUUCCUGAAGUGUUUGGAGCUCUACUUUGUGUUCUACUAGAUAUAUACAGAGGAGUAUUUCAGUGGACAUCAGUGAUUUCAAAGCACGGUUGGUUCCAAAGCCUUUGGGGCCUCUUUCAUGUUCUUGGCUUAAGGACAUAACAGUGCUAAGUAUCAGCUUAUCUUCAGAACAUUGACCUAAUUGCAACAUUAACUAUAUUCAUAUGCUUUCCAAGAACUCCUGCCUGUCAUUUCAGAUUUCAUAUACCUGGAGGCAUUUUACAGAUCCGAAACAUGCUAGGUCUUAAUUAUUGGGUUUUCUUCAGCGCAGGGCUUUGGCUGGAGAAACAUGACAUUCACAUUCAUGAGGAACGAAAAUUGUUUCGAUGGCUUGGCUCACAAGCCCUCCUGCCUUUUCUGAGCCUUUUCCAUCCGUCUUACUAGGAAGAGAUGAGGUGCAGGUGUGCACACCUGCUAACCUUUAUAAAUGUGGUAGGUUGCCCAGGGUCUUAGGUUGCCUUCAAGCAGUGCCAGGAAAGGUUCUUCUACCUGAGACCAAGAGUCUUUUGUUGAUUCUCCUUACUCAGAUAAAGAUUUUGAUUAUUUUCAUGAAAUAAUGCAGAGGUCAUUUCAGCUAAGUAUUUACUACUACAUUCUUGGAGGAACUGACCAAGUCACACUGUAAAUGACUGAAAUUAUUUUUUAUUUUAAAAUACCAAUAGACUUUCGCUUUUAGCUGUACACACUAAAUUCUCACUACCUAUUCCUGUGCUCCAUGAUGGUAAACACAGAAACUUGAGGAAUCUUUUUUUUUUUAAGUGAGGACAAGAAACAUGAGGAAUCUUUAGAGUUACCAGGUGUUAGCUGUUGCAGACCUGCAAAUUCCUAGAUUCCAAGGGUUUUUUGUUUCGUUUUUAUUUUGCUUUAAAUUUAGUUGGGCCACUGGGGCAACUAAGGAUCUGCCUUUGGCUCAGGUCAUGAUCCUGGACUCCUGGGAUCAACCCCGCUCGUGCUCUCGCUCAAAUGAGUAAAUUAAAAAAAAAAUAAUAAAUACAUUUGGGGCGCCUGGGUGGCUCAGUCGUUAAGCGUCUGCCUUCAGCUCAGGUCCUGGUCCCGGCGUCCUGGGAUAGAGCCCCGCAUCGGGCUCCCUGCUCGGUGGGAAGCCUGCUUCUCCCUCUCCCACUCCCCCUGCUUGUGUUCCCUCUAUCACUGUGUCUCUCUGUCAAAUAAAUAAAUAAAAUCUUAAAUAAUAAUAAAUACAUUUAAUUGGGCCAUUGAUUAUCUUAGGAAGAUCACGAAAAAUUGGGGAGUGAUUCUGAGAAUUCUGAACCAAAAUAGGUUGUUUUGCCACAAUACUGUUGACUACUUCAUAGUUUAGGUAGCAAACAUAUAACCUUCCACAUAAUAUUCAGACUGCUGAGAUAAACACCAUUUUAUUUCCAAUUGCUGUAGAUUCAAGGAAAUUACUUGUAUUCUUCAGAGUGUAUAAUUCCUUGCUACCUUUUCCCCUUUUACUGUUCGGGUUUGCGUUUGGUUCCUACCUGACAAGAUGCGUUUAGCAUGUACUGUUACCCAUCCCUGGCUGGACCUGUCAGUGCAGGCGCGAGUACCGAGGAGGUGCACGGGUCCAGAACUUCUGAACCAUGAUUGGACAGCUGUGACCCGCCAGCCCUGCUUGGAGUGGGCUGCGGGUAAGCCAAACCAUCACCCCCUUUUUCCUUUGUAAAUUUGAAAAAAAUCCUUAAUAAAACCUGUGGUUAACACAAAA
Messenger RNA from Mirounga angustirostris (Northern elephant seal), 6737 nucleotides. It is a transcript of the gene ACOX1, whose product is annotated as acyl-CoA oxidase 1. Gene Ontology annotation, cellular component: peroxisome. The transcript is spliced from 14 exons. Bases 153 to 2156 code for a protein of 667 amino acids. Lineage: Eukaryota; Metazoa; Chordata; Mammalia; Carnivora; Phocidae. Gene Ontology annotation, molecular function: fatty acid binding; FAD binding. The record is from RefSeq and is a predicted model, not a curated record. Gene Ontology annotation, biological process: fatty acid beta-oxidation using acyl-CoA oxidase; very long-chain fatty acid metabolic process; lipid homeostasis.